UCAGCCAAAUGCUUGAACUUAAUGUGAAGCAAAGUGGGAUAAGUAAGCGUGUCCUGAAUGUACUUUACAGGAAGACAAAAAGCGGUAAAAUCGUGAAACGAGUACAUGAACAGUACUUAAGAAAUGACAUUGGUUGUGGACUGGAUUUAUGUAGAAAUUGUCGGCCAGUUGAAGGUCACUCGCUCACUGAUUUGACUAUUCAGAUUUCAUCUACGGUACCUGUCAAACACGCAGUCAUUCUUGAUUCUUCAGCGAUAAUCCGUUUCCAUCAUUUGUUCGAUAAUUUAAGAUUCACAAAUAUCAUAAUAACACAAACUGUUUGGGAAGAUGUGAAAAAAUCAAAUCCGCCGUCUUACAAAUCAAUGUAUACAUUGUGCUACGAAAGUCCGGGCAGAAAAAUUUACGUAUUUAUGGAUGAUUUUCACCAUGAAACUCAUCUCAAUCGUGUCACGGGUGAAAGCGAAGAAGAUAGGUUAACGAGAUCACUUAUAACGUGUGCCAAAUUCUAUGAAAAUCACUGGGAACAAUUUGCUAUAAUCCCCAUUAUCGUAUGUGGUACUGCUGUAAGCAAAGAUCGGUUGAAGAAACAGUUUGAAAAUGUUUUCACUUUACAGGAAUACAUUGAAGGCAUGGAAGAUAAUGCUGAUUUGCUUGACAAAUUGGCUGUCUACAGUGCAGAAAGCGAAGGCCGAGGACGUAUUUUAUUCCCAGAAUAUUUGGCUCACGAUGUGAUACAGAAUGGGAUUCGAAGUGGAAAGUUUAAAAAAGCAACAUUUCAAGUGUCUCGUGAAAAUUAUACGGAAGCAUAUGUUCAUGUUGAUGAGGGGACUACAUGGUUUAUCCAGGGACGCAUCAAUAUGAAUCGCGCUGUGAAUGGUGAUACGGUUGCUGUGGAACUGUUGCCAGAAUCCGAGUGGACUUGCCCACAGAAAAUUAUUCGACUACGGGAUGUGGAAGAAAUUGAAAAGAAAGAUGCGGUUGACAAAGAAGAUGAUAAAGAUGAGGAACAAAUCGAACUGAAAAAGCCGCGAAUGGAGGAUAAAAUUCCGUCUGCUAGGGUAGUUGGAAUUGUUAAACGAAACUGGCGUCAGUAUUGUGGGAUGAUUUUGCAACCGGCUGUGAAAGAUUCAACACGCGUACUAUUUGCUGCAGCGGAACGACUUAUACCUCGUAUACGAAUUGAAACGCGUCAGGCUGAACAUCUGACAGGAAAGCGGAUAAUUGUUGCAAUUGAUAACUGGCCGAGAGAUUCACGCUAUCCAGUUGGACAUUAUGUAAGAAGUAUUGGCGUGGCAGGUGAUCGAGAGACGGAGAAUGAAGUGCUGUUGUUAGAGCAUGACGUACCACAUGGACCAUUUUCGGAUGCAGUUUACGCAUGCUUACCUAGGAUUCCUUGGCAGAUGCCUGAUGAAAAUCACCGGAAAGAUCUUCGUUCAUUGACGAUAUGUUCAGUUGAUCCCCCUGGUUGUACCGAUAUUGAUGAUGCUUUUCAUUGCAUUCAAAUUGCAUCAGAUCGCUACGAAAAUACGUAA
Loa loa (African eye worm) is the source of this 1532-nucleotide messenger RNA. Its product is annotated as CBR-DIS-3 protein. The record is from RefSeq and is a predicted model, not a curated record. The coding region runs from base 9 to 1532 and encodes 507 amino acids. Gene Ontology annotation, molecular function: endonuclease activity; 3'-5'-RNA exonuclease activity. Gene Ontology annotation, biological process: rRNA catabolic process. Gene Ontology annotation, cellular component: cytoplasmic exosome (RNase complex); nuclear exosome (RNase complex). The transcript has 10 exons. Lineage: Eukaryota; Metazoa; Nematoda; Chromadorea; Rhabditida; Onchocercidae.